AUGCUCGAGCCCGUGGUUUCGGCAUGCGUGGUGCGGCCGUCACCGCAGUCGCCGAACUGUUUCCGGAUUCCCAUCCCACUGGAACCGCUCAAGGACGGCCACUCCAUGGAUCCAAAGGAGCGGACCUUCCUGGAGGCGGCCGAGCGGGGCGACCGGCACACGAUGAUUCGCUGCCUGUCGCCUCCGGAGCCGGUGAACGUGAACUGCACCAACAUCCUGGGCCGCAGCGCCAUUCAGAUCGCCGUGGACAACGAGAACGUCGAGAUCGUCGAGUUGCUGCUGCGCCAACCGGACGUGCAAAUCGGGGACGCUCUGCUGCAGGCCAUCCGAGAAGGUGCGUACAAAAUUGUGGAGAUGCUGAUCGACCACCCGAGCAUCACGGCCGAGAUGCUGGCCAGCGGCUGGGCGCGGAGUCAGGCGCAGGAGAGCUCCGACUACUCGGCCGACAUUUCGCCCGUCAUCCUGGCCGCGCACUGCAACCAGUUCGAGAUCCUGCAGCUCCUGCUGUCUCGGGGCGCGGGCAUCGAGCGGCCGCACGCGCUGUCGUGCUCGUGCCGACGCUGCUGCGAGGACACCCGGCGCGACUCGCUGCGUCACUCGCUGCGUCGCAUUCACGCCUUCCGAGCACUCGCCUCGCCCGCCUGGAUGUCGCUCACCAGCGAGGACCCCAUACUGACCGCCUUCAAGCUUUCCUGGGAGCUGGGCAGACUGGCGCAGCGUGAGAACGAGUUCAAGGAAAUUUACCUAGAGCUGAGCAAUCAGUGCAAGAAGUAUUCAUGCGAGCUACUCGACCUGUGCCGUAGCAGCGAGGAGGUGAUCGCGGUGCUCAACAAGCGCACCGACGACCAAGUCCCCGCCGAGGACUACUGCCAUUCCCAAAUAGUGUCCGAGGGCCUAACGCUGUCGCGGCUCAAGAUGGCGCUCAAGUACGACCAGAAGCAGUUUGUGGCGCACCCAAACUGCCAGCAGCUGCUGACCUCCAUCUGGUACCAGGGGCUGCCCGUGUGGCGGCGCCGCAACGCGCUCAGCAAGACGUGCAUCUGCGCUGGCCUCAUCGUGCUGCUGCCGGCGAUCGCCUGCUACUACCUGGCCUUUCCGCGGUCCCGCUUCAGCCGCGUGGUGCGGUCGCCCUUCAUGAAGUUCAUCUACCACAGCGCCUCGUUCGGCUGCUUUUUGCUGCUGCUCAUCCUGGCCUCGACGGGCACCGACCGCGCCCGCCAGAACAUCCGCGGCCCCGCCCCGUCGGCCGUCGAGUGGCUCAUCCUGUUCUGGGUCACCGGCAUGGUGUGGGCCGAGUGCAAGCAGCUCUGGGAGGAGGGCCUCAAGGCGUACGUCUGCCAGUGGUGGAACUGGCUCGACUUCAUCAUGCUUUCGCUCUACUUGACCACCGGAUCGCUGCGCGCUGUCGCCUACUUCCAGGUGCAGAGCGGGCAGUACGGCGCUCGCGUUCUGGACCGCGUGCAGUGGCCAGCCAAUGACCCGACGCUCAUCUCGGAGGGCGUGUUCGCCAUGGCCAACGUGUUCAGCUUCGCGCGCAUCAUCUACCUGUUCCAGACCAACCCGCACCUGGGUCCGCUACAGAUCUCGCUCGGCUGCAUGAUCGUCGACAUCGCCAAGUUCCUCUUCAUCUUCUUUCUGGUGCUCACGUCGUUCGUGUGCGGACUGAACCAGCUGUACUGGUACUACGACCCCACCAUGGGCUUCUGCGAGACGAAGGAGGUGGGCGGCGUCAACAUCACCUUCAACUGCCACCACAACCCGGAUGCCUUCCUCACGAUCGAUGCCAGCUACACGUCGCUGCUGUGGUCACUGUUCGGGGUGAUUCCCAUCAAGGACAUCAGCGCGCGCAAGGACCAGCCCUUCACCAAGUGGGUGGGCCAUGCCCUGCUGGGCGCCUACAUGAUCAUGGCCAUGACUGUCAUGAUCAACAUGCUCAUCGCCAUGAUGAGCCGAUCAUUCCAGGACAUCGAGGACCACAAGGACCGCGAGUGGAAGUUCGCCCGUUCCAAGCUGUGGAUGGGCUACUUCGACGAAGGCUCGACCCUGCCUCCCCCCUUCAACCUCAUCAUCAGCCCGAAGUCCGUGUGGUACUUCGUGCGCGCACUGCUGCGACUCGGCUGCUUCCUCUGCAAGAGGGCCUUUGCCGCCACGCCACGGCUGCAGCAGGCCGUCAAGGUCACUCCUGAGUCGCACGACCCUGUCUACAUCGUAAACGACAAGGCCAACCGGAAACCAGGAGCAAGGCGCAACACGGUUGUUCUUCAGUUCAAUGGUCAAUCAAGCACCGUCCAAUACCAGGAGGUGAUGAAGCGCCUCGUAAAUCGCUACAUUCAUCGUGCCAAGAAACAGCUUCGCCAAGAUGGCGUCAACGAGGAUGACUUGCUUGAAAUCAAGCAGGAUAUCUCCAGUCUCAGGUUCGAACUCCGUGAAGAUCGCAAGCGCGAGGCAGCGCACAAUGUGCGCCAGCUGGACACGCUAAGGCGGGACAUCUUCAAGGGCGUGCCGGCCGGGCCCGAUGCUCCGACCGCGCCGCAGCCGUGCUCCUCGUAUGGACUGCUGUCGCCCGAAGAAGUGGAGCAGCUGCGCAUGCAGGUCAUCGAGGGCGUGCGCGAAGAACUGAGACGUCUUGCACGAGAGCUGCACGUGCAGCACUGCCACCGGGGGCCUGCAUUUCCAGGGGCCUCGCUGCCACCUGACCUCUACCAGACGCACCUAUUCACGCAAUUAUGAGGCUCGCUGCGUGUGAAUUUACAUGCGUGGUGAUGUCACAUAGCUCCGAGACGGUACAGUUAAACCUCGAUGUAACAAGCUUCAGUAUUUUCGAUAUAAGAAGGUAUUUCACUCUUCACAACUUGAUCUCAAUAUAGAUGUAUUUUGAACCUCGA
Rhipicephalus microplus (southern cattle tick) is the source of this 2885-nucleotide messenger RNA. RefSeq names its product transient-receptor-potential-like protein. Gene Ontology annotation, molecular function: protein binding; store-operated calcium channel activity; inositol 1,4,5 trisphosphate binding. The record is from RefSeq and is a predicted model, not a curated record. Gene Ontology annotation, cellular component: cation channel complex; plasma membrane. NCBI's taxonomy places the organism in Eukaryota, Metazoa, Arthropoda, Arachnida, Ixodida, Ixodidae. Gene Ontology annotation, biological process: single fertilization; calcium ion transmembrane transport; regulation of cytosolic calcium ion concentration.